UAUCAACUCUGUCUCUCUGUUUUUCUCUAAUCCUAAUGGCGGAGUUGGCUUUGCUGACAAUUUCCAUCAAAACAGAAAGCGGCCAAAGCCCAGCAGCGCCAUAGCCAUACCGCAUUCUAUCUGCUUUCUUCUCCAAUUUCGUUUUCUCUCUCCGAUUCCUCGUUUCAGAUAUUAUUGAUUGCGAUAGAAGCGUGCGAUAACGGGGAGAUAGAUAUGGAAAUUGGUUUUCGUGUUAGGAAAUUUGUAGUCGUUUCGAUUAGAAUUUACUGCCGAUCAGUUCGUAAUUAUCCAUUUCUCUUUGGUUUGCUGUGUCUUUUGAUUCUUCUGUAUAGAUCAUGUCCUUUUUUGUUUUCCAUUUUGGUGUCUGCGUCCCCUGUUUUGAUUUGCACGGCUGUUCUUCUUGGAACUCUUCUGAGUUUUGGGAAACCUAAUAUUCCUGAAAUCGAAACGGAGGAGGUAGCUUCUUUGAAAUCUGGAAUUUUGGAUAAUGCUACUGUUCUUACUAAGGAGGAUGAUAGUUUUACUGUAGAGAGACUUGAUGGAGUUAAAGUAGGGAAUUCUUAUGUGGAAAGUUCUGAAGAAGAUAGGAAAACAAGUACGCUUGAUGAACAUGCUGAUUUUCUUGACUUUGUUCCGGUGAUCCAUGAGCGCGAUUUCGAAAUUCAAUUCAAGAGGGGAGGAGUUGAGGAGUUCAAGAAGAACAAAGUUGAGGAGUUCGAGAAGAACAAAGUUGAGGAGUUCGGGAAGAACAAAGUUGAGGAGUUCGGGAAGAAUGAAGUUGAGGAGUUAAAGAAGGGUGAAGAGAGGGAAUUGCCUGUUGGUUCGGAGUUAGAGGAGAGGAGAGAAAUUUUCGAAAGGGAUUUCGAUAUUAAAGGUUUGGCAACGGAUGGUGAAAAAGCUGUUGAGGACCGGCUUUUGGCGGCCGAAAGCUUAAGAAAUGAGAUUAUUGAAGUCGAAGAUCGUAACAUCUCAAGAGAACCUUUUCAUAAAGGAGAUAAUCUGAACUUAUCACUCAAUGAUAAAGAUGUUAGUGAUGAAAAUGAUUAUGGUUCUUCGGGUUCUGAGUCUGAUAGAGCGGAAAGUUCCUCACCCGAUGCCUCAAUGGCUGAUAUCAUGCCGUUGCUGGAUGAGUUACACCCGCUCUUGGACUUGGAAACUCUGCUACCUGCACCACGGUCGAAUGAGGAGUCUGAUGCUUCUUCAGAACAGUCUCGUAAAAGUGACGGUGAAUGUGUGAUAUCGGAUGAUGAGGCUGAAAACCAGGGAGAAGAAGGCAGUGCUAUUGAGCAUGACGACAAUGACGACGACGACGAUGAGGGGAUGGAUGAAGAGAAAGAGGAUGAGAGCAAAUCCGCUAUCAAGUGGACUGAGGAUGAUCAAAAGAAUCUUAUGGAUUUGGGAAAUUUAGAGCUAGAAAGGAAUCAGCGUUUGGAGAAUCUCAUAGCAAGGAGAAAAGCAAGAAACAAUGUGAGAAUGUUGGCUGUGAAGAAUUUGAUAGACUUUGAUGGUUUCGAUAUUCCUGUAAAUGUACCACCCAUAUCUACAGCUAAACUCAACCCGUUCGAUCUCCCUUAUGAUUCAUAUAACAAUAUGGGAUUACCACCAAUUCCCGGGUCUGCUCCAUCCAUUUUGUUGCCAAGACGUAACCCGUUCGAUCUCCCAUAUGACCCUAACGAAGAAAAACCAGACCUCAAGAGUGACGAUUUUGAACAUAAAGAUAUACUCCGAAGACAUGAAAGUUUCAGUGUGGGCGAUUCAAGCUUUGCAGUUCCCAAGCUAGAGCAGCAAAAUAUUAGAUGGAAACCGUAUUUCAUACCCGAAAAAACAGCUGCCGAAGGAACGAGCUACGCUCAAUUAGAAAGACAAUUCAGCGAAGUCAGUGAAUCAAAAUUGAGUUCUGUUUCUGAUACUGAAUCAAUGAGUUCCAUUGCAGAUCAGGAUGACAAGAAGCCUGAUGAAUCACAAUCUUUUCUGGAAACAACAGCAGUUUCCUACCUUGACCCAAUGGCCAGUGAGCUUGGAAACGGGUCGUGGGAGGAUAUCGGCUCUGAAGAUUACAUACAAGAAGAUAGAGAUGUUCAUCAUGAAGUGAUCGAGAUAACUUUGGGAUCUACCGAGAGUCGCUUCGAAAGCCAAUCUGGAUCAUCGGAAACUGGAGCUGCGGAUACCCCAGUGGAGAUUAAUGCUACUGAAAUUCACUCCAAAAGUUUAUUAAUUGAAACAGAUUACAGCAGCAAUUCUAGCAUGUCUUCAUUAUUAGAAGAAGUAAAUGAAACAUCAUCUCAGGCAAAAAAAGAUGAGGCGAGACUGAGUAGCUCUCGUGUAAAGGAAUCUAGUGUCGAGACUACUAGCACAUCAUUGCCGACUGCCCUUGAAGAAGAUGCAAACUUCAAGAUUGCCUGUGACGUGCUGGAUGACAAUCACAAUAAGGAGUCUCUUUAUGAUUCGAGCCCUUCAGCGGAAGGUAAGGACUCCGAGGUACAUUCCGAAAUCGAACAGGAUGCCACUUCCAGUUUGAAAGAUAUGCAUGAUGCCUCCGCAGAGUUACAUGCAGUUGAUAAAAAUGAACAAGAGUCGAGAGAAGAUUCCGAAGUUACCGUUCAUUUGCCUACCAACACAACGAGUCAUGUGGACCUCGAUCACUUGGUUGGGAUGGCAGAUCCGAUAGCUACUUCUCGUGACCAUUUGACUACCAAUGCAACUAUUCUUGUAUCGCAGGAACAAAAUAAACCUACGGCGAUGGAAGAACAAGUCUUAUUGAUAUCAUCAAGUUCAACAUUUCCAUCUGAAUUGGAGCAAGUGGAGGAGUGUUCAAUGAAUGAGAAAGAUGUUAGGUUCGAACAAGAUUUUGUUCGGGCCUUGAGUGUCGAAUCACACAAAGAGAGUGCCCUGCAAGAUCUGGAUAUUAAAAUUGCCUCUUCAGGUUCUAGUUCUCCGAAUGUGACUCGUGAAGUUAUGUCGUCUGCUACUCAAUUCGAGCAGUCGUGGUCAGACAAGCCAAUGGUUGAACCUGUGAUUGGUCACCGCGAUGGUUUUGAGGAACGAGGUUCUUUAUCGACGGAUUCUGCUGCUGAAGUAAACUCUGAGAACGUAGCACCAAAAGUUCAUCAAGACAUUUCAACAGCUCUGUCUCUUGUAGUAUCUGAUUCCUCAUCAUCUUCAUCCGACCACGACUUCAGACCACCCUAUGCUGCAAGGGAUAAAAAAGAUGGCAUUGUUGAUCAAGUUGUAUUUGAGGAUCAUGGGGAGGUCACAAAGCAUUUGGACUAUCCAACAGAAGUAUAUGAUUCUCAUUUUUCGGAAAAGACGAUUAGGGAAGAGGUCGAUGAAAUAGCAUAUAUUGAUGAAGGGUUGCUAUUAGAAUUGGAUGAAGUUGGGGAUUUCAGCGUCAAAGAAGUCGGAGAACCAGUCCGUAACGAAAAGGUAAUACCAGAGGAAGCUCAAGCAAAGAGACCAACCGAAGCUAAAUUAGAUAUACCGAUUCUCGAAGCAAGAACUCUUGAUGAUAUCAACUUAGCUUUUAGGCAAGUCCAUGAAGGAGUAGACGUGGAGGACGUCGUUCUUCCGAGUGCUACCGAAAGCCAACUCAAGAAAGGAGCCAUAUCCGAAACAAAUUCAAAUUUGGAAGUCGUUGAAGCAAGAUCUCUUGGAGAUAUUCAUGUUCCUUUGGCACAAGUAUCAGAGAAUAACAUAGUUGAAUCAAGUUCUAGUUCCGAACCCGCAGAAACUGAACCGAAUUCUAGUUCCAAUCCUACCGAAACUAAAAACGAAGCCAAACCCGAAACGAGUUCAGAUUUUGAAGCCGUCGAAGCAAAAUCUCCGGGAGACAAUCAUGUUGCAUUGAUGCAAGUCUCAGGGAAAACCAUGAGUGAACUUCCAACAAGUUCUGUGUCAAAUGAUCCAUCAAAGGAAUCCGAACAAGCCGGAGCAGAUUCUAUUACUGCAAUUGCCUCACCAAGCACGACGGAUGCCGAAAAUCCGAAGUCGAUGCCGGUAACCCAGUAGAUCGAAACGUGACUGCUACCAAAACCAAAGACUAGAAAGAAGGCAAAGUCUGGAUUGAGGUAAUUUGGAGGUUUACCUUCUUAUUUCAGGAUUUUCAUUUUUCUUGUUUGGAUUCGUUUUCCAGUUUGGUUGCCUUAUCCUGUUGUGUUUUUGCUGUGCAAUGUUUUGAAAGUGAGUUGUGGCUUGAGUUCUUGAAAUUUUACAAGUUUCCUUUAGAAUUUAUCCUUUGUUUAAAUCUGUACGUAAAAGUUUUGUUGAAUUCUUUUAUGAAUUGUUUGAAUUUGAUGUUUAUUGAGUA
Messenger RNA from Cucurbita moschata (crookneck pumpkin), 4303 nucleotides. RefSeq lists its product as uncharacterized. Lineage: Eukaryota; Viridiplantae; Streptophyta; Magnoliopsida; Cucurbitales; Cucurbitaceae. The transcript has 4 exons. The record is from RefSeq and is a predicted model, not a curated record. The coding region runs from base 214 to 4005 and encodes 1263 amino acids.